Molecule: messenger RNA, 1263 nt
Organism: Ichthyophthirius multifiliis
Lineage: Eukaryota; Ciliophora; Oligohymenophorea; Hymenostomatida
Product: phosphoglycerate kinase, putative
Exons: 1
Biological process (GO): gluconeogenesis; glycolytic process
Cellular component (GO): cytosol
Molecular function (GO): ADP binding; ATP binding; phosphoglycerate kinase activity
Source: RefSeq, a predicted model, not a curated record
AUGCUUUCACGUAAAAUCAGUAUCAACCACAUUCUUAAACAAAUCGAAAACAAAAGAGUUUUAAUGAGAGUAGACUUUAACGUUCCUUUAAAAGAUGGUGCAAUAAAAGAUCCUACCAGAAUAAAAGGUGCCCUACCAUCAAUAAAGAAAAUACUCGAAUGUAACCCUAAAGGUCUUGUAUUAAUGUCUCAUUUAGGUCGUCCCGAUGGUAACCGUGUCGAAAAGCAUUCUUUGAAGCCCUUAGUUCCUAAACUAGAGGAAUUAUUAGGUACAAAGGUUACAUUUUUGAAUGAUUGUGUAGGAAAGGAAGUUCAAGAAACUGUUUAACAAGGCCGCAAUGGUCAAAUAUUCCUUCUUGAGAAUUUAAGAUUUCAUCCCGAAGAGGAAGGAAAAUAUAAAGACUCCUAAGGAAACAAAAUAAAAGCUGAUAAAAAGAAAGUUGCUGAAUUCCGUAAAGAGCUUACCAGUCUUGGUGAGCUUUACGUAAACGAUGCUUUCGGAACUGCCCACAGAGCUCAUUCUUCAAUGGUCGGAAUAGACCAUAAAAUCCGUGCUUCGGGCUAUUUACUCAAAAAGGAAUUAGAUUAUUUCGGAAAAGCCUUAGAAAAUCCCAAUAGACCCUUCCUCGUAAUAUUGGGAGGUGCUAAAGUUAAGGAUAAAAUCCAAUUGAUCGACAAUUUAAUUGACAAAGUUGACGAAAUGAUAAUCGGAGGAGGAAUGGCUUUCACUUUCUUAAAAAGAAUGCACAAUAUUAAUAUUGGAAAGAGUCUUUUUGACGAAGAAGGUUAUAAAAUAGUUGACAAACUCAUCCAAAAAGCAAAAGAUAAAGGCGUUAAAUUACACCUUCCUGUUGAUUUCUUAUGCGGAAAUGCCUUAGAUAAUAAUGCCGAUACUAAAGUCUUUGAUCUUAAGUCUGGAAUCCCUGAUGGAUGGUGGGGAUUGGAUGCUGGUCCUUAAACUAUGCAAUUUAAUGCAGAAGCUGUGUCUAGAGCUAACACUAUUGUAUGGAAUGGACCUUAAGGCAUGUUUGAAAUACCUAAAUUCAAAUAGGGAUCUUCUGAUUUACUAAAUAAAGUUGUAAAUAGAACCCAAAAAGGAUCUAUUUCCAUCAUUGGUGGUGGAGAUACUGUUAAUCUUGUCGGAAGUGAAAAAGCUAGUGAUAAAGUAAGCCAUGUUUCUACUGGAGGUGGUGCUUCUUUGGAAUUAUUGGAAGGCAAAGAAUUACCAGGAGUUGCUUAUCUUACUGAUAUUGAUUAACUUUGA